AUGACAACACAGAGAUUGAAAGAAGAUUCCUAUGCUGCUCAUGAAAUGCAAAGUGUAAAACAAGAAAAAGUACCAGUUUCUAAAACUUCUAAGAUACCACUUAAUGGGCAAGUAUAUGAACUUCUAAUGGUCUUCAUGGACUGGAUUUCACACCAUCACCUUAGCAAAGUAAAACAUGAAGAUUCCGGUAUGGAUGGUGAAAAGCCAUUACUCAAAUUUUCUUCUCAGCAAAAUGAUAUUCAAGAAAAUUGUAUAAAGCUUUUACCUAUGAUGACAGAGCAGCUACAGUGGAUGCCAUUUGUGAAUGCCAAACUUCAUAAGCCUUUUGUAAAAUUUACAUAUUGGUCUCUAUGGCAGCUAGAUGGUGGAACACAGCAUUCAAUCUUGACAUCAACAUUGAGAAGACUGGGUGAAGAUAUAUUUAAAGGUGUGGUAAUUAAAAGAAUUCAGGAUAAUUCUUCAGAAUAUUCUGUGGAAAAUAAACCAAAGACAGCCACUGUCUUCAAGAACUCCAAUUUGCCAUUGAGAUUUUUGUCAAUCUUAGUUGUUCUUAAGACAGUCACUCAAGCUGCUUACCUGACUCAGGCAUUUCGUCUUUCUCUCUGUUUGGAUUUGAAGACAGAUGAAGGGAAAACAUUGUUUUUGCAGUUUCAAGCAGUUCCAGUAAUAUUAGGUCAUUUGAGAAUAUCCAGUAAAGGACUCCUAUCCAAUGUCAUUGAUAGUUUGCUUCAGAUGACAGUAGAAUCUA
Messenger RNA from Sciurus carolinensis (gray squirrel), 748 nucleotides. RefSeq names its product coiled-coil domain-containing protein 138-like. The record is from RefSeq and is a predicted model, not a curated record. NCBI's taxonomy places the organism in Eukaryota, Metazoa, Chordata, Mammalia, Rodentia, Sciuridae.